CGUAUUCAUAACAUAAAUUGUCACUUAAAUAAAUAAAAUGCACAAAAAUUCUAAAACCCAAACAAUUAUUGCCGAAUUGUGUGAAAAGCUACAUUGCUCAGAAUUGGCAGAAGAUUUGGAAAGAGUAAAUCAUGCCCGGCAAAUGCUUGCCCAAUUGCAGCAGAAUGAAGUUUUCAAAAACUUGAUGACAAAUAAGGAUAACUUGGAAACCAGCAGCAAUCAAAUGAGUACAACUCAUAAAUUAUCCAAUAUAUUGAUGAAAACUAAACAAAGAUUGACCACUACCAAGCCAAGUAGCAGUAGCAGCAGCAGUACUUAUCGAAGCAGUGAUGAAGUAAGUACGCAUACAAUUGAGGAUCAAAUACAGCCAGAAGAAGAAUAUAAAAUGGAGCAGAGUCUAGAAUGUGAUGAGAUAUCUGAGAAUGCCUGGUUGGGUUUCUUUCGAGGCUAUGAGAUUGUGGAAGAAAAUCAAGAAAGUGUUGUAAGCGAAAAUAAACAAUGUAUCGAGUUAUCUUUGAAGGAUGACAAUGGUUCUCUGGAAAAUUAUUUACGUGCGGGCAUACGUUGUUUUAUGAUUGAUCUCUUCGUUGGUACCGAAUUGGAAAAUCAAAAAUUAAUUUUUACUUUACGGGAAAGUGAACUGAAAAUAUCUCGCGAAUAUGGUUUCCCCAUCACCACAACACUGUUUGCCAUGUUAAGUCCUCGUCUGCAGUAUACAGGUGUAAUGGAUGCUAGAUAUUCUGCGGAGGAACUGGAAAAAGAGGAUGAAUUAAUAUUGACCACCAAACGCAAAUACUCUACAAUUGGUAAUUGUUACAAGAUCUAUGUUAAUGGGCGCUUUCUAAUUGAAGACUGCAAGCUGGGUGAUUUUAUUCUGGUGGGACCCACUAUACAACUAAAGGUGACAGAAUUACUGGAUGACGAACUUAGAUGUGUUGUCAUGGAAGCUGGUACAUUGAGGUCACGCCUGCCCGUACGUUUCCCAGCCAGAUGUAGUCGUUCGCAAAUAUCUUUAGAAGAGCUGGAAGAUAUAACAUUUGCCCGUGAGGUGGGUAUAAAUGUGCUGGUGUCUUAUAAACCGGGUUCCUUGCAAUAUCUCAAUGAUCUUUACGAUGCUUUACGUCUGUUAAAAAGUGAUAAUUUACGGAUAUUUACUCGUUUGGUUUUGAAUGAAUAUAAAGAAGAAUCUACUGAUCUCGAGUGGAUUGCUCAACGCUAUGAUGGCUUUUUAGUGGACUUGAGUGUUCAGCAAGAUACCAGUUGUUGUCAAGAUGAGGAAGAUGCUACCACUACUACUCCAGAUAUUCUAAGACUUUCCUCGGCUUCUGCAAAUUUUAUGACAACUGUUUACAACAUGAAAAAGCCCAUAGUAUUGAAACCCUCGCUGUUAGCUGAACGCCAGUUGUUUGUACAACCUGCUAAUAUAUCACAUAUAUUUUACUAUCCCGACAAGUACUUAUUCUCCAGUGAAAAAUAUUCACAUGCUUUUUCCUUUUAUCUUUUACAAAAUGCCUUAAGUGAACAAAUAACUUCAAUGGAAUUAUCAUUUCAGCCCUUUUGUGAUCCCUCUGAAUUGGGUGAUGAUACCAUAGCUCGGGCAUGUGUGGCAGCCUCAUUUGAGUGUCAAGCUAAGGCUUUAGUUGUUUGCUCUGCCCUGCCAGACAUGUCCAUAAAAUUGUCACAUUUUCGUCCCAGUUCUCCUAUAUUGCAUGUAUCAGCUACCAAAUCUAUUGGCGAUUAUAUCUCAUUAUAUCACAAUAUAGUUUUUAUGCAUUUCCAAACUUAUGCUAAAUACAAUUAUGCGGAUUAUGUCACAAAUGCAUUUAUAUUUGCGGCGAUAUUUCUAAAGACCAGAAAUAUUUUAAGGGCUGGCGAAAAUCUCAUACUGGUUUAUGGUUCGGACCAGGAUGGGAAAUUGUGUGACAAAUAUUUGGUAUAUAAAUUUGAUGAGCAACAUUUUGCCACAAACUUAGAACAACUUUUAUUUACUUAA
Molecule: messenger RNA, 1993 nt
Organism: Calliphora vicina (urban bluebottle blowfly)
Lineage: Eukaryota; Metazoa; Arthropoda; Insecta; Diptera; Calliphoridae
Exons: 1
Coding region: 38-1993 (651 amino acids)
Biological process (GO): glycolytic process
Cellular component (GO): cytoplasm
Molecular function (GO): potassium ion binding; magnesium ion binding; pyruvate kinase activity
Source: RefSeq, a predicted model, not a curated record